AUGGUUGAUGCGGAAUCACUUGCGAUUGUUCUCGGAUUCCAGUCGGAACAAAAAGCCGGCCUAGUAGCUAUCAAAGACUCUCUGUUCCCAGCCAAUCGAUACUCGACCAACUUUUUGAGGUCCUGCUGCGAGUUUCCUGCCGGCCUCCCAGGCAUCAAUUCGCAAGAUCGAGCUUUGUAUGAUGCACGGCUUGCUUCCACUCUGGCAGGGAAUCCGGUUCCUCCAGAACAAGCCUGGCAAGAAAAUACGUUUAUCAUUAAAGAAUAUAUAUCAGCAUCCUCGCUUCUUGUGAGUCCGAUUAGAACGGAUGUCGCAAGUUCUCAGCCUGCUCAAAUUGUACCAGCUUCUCCAGCCAGUUCAGUUGUCGGUCUCCAAAACACAGCUUCCCCUAUUCAACGCCAAUUUACACCAACAUCCCAUUUAUCCCCUCAGUUUAUCCCUCCUCCUCAAGCUUCCCAGUACCCAGCCUCGCUGGAAUUACUAGCACGACAAGCCCGGCAAGCCCAACCUCUUCCCAUGAACUAUGGACAAAACACGAUCCGACCGCAGUACUCGCCUAACAAUACUUUUCAACAAUUCCCCGGACUAGUGCCCCAGCAUGUAUGCCAAGCUUUGCCUCACAUUACAACCCAACAUGUGAAUCCAAGUCAGUAUCGAUCUCAGUAUCCUGUCAACGGAGAGCCCCAGCCCAGUCAUGGAGCGGGAACUCAACUGCAUCCGCAUUAUCAAUCCCCGGUUACAAGCCAUCAUGGACAUCCAGGUGGACGUCAAAAUACACCUACUGCCAUCCCUCAGCGCAUCGCAAGGACAACAUCACGGCCGCCACUACAAUCCCUACCAUAUGCUUCGGCUUUAAUUCCCUCCCAUUUUGUAGUGCCGUCGAACUCCCGGGUAGCACGGCCCGCUAAUAUACCUAUUCCAGCUCAAACUCACCAUCAACAACAAAUAGCCUUGUCUUCCCCCUCGUUUUCUCCCGGCCGACGUGGAUCAGACACGCUUCUGCUCCCACAUUCCGGGGCUAUCAUUCCAGAAUUGGCACGCCCAAAUCCCAUCUUAGUCGGGUUGCACCAGAUGCCCUUGAGAGUUGGAGUUCGGGAACUUAUCGAUGAUAGCAAUGAUCCUUCGAAACGGCUCCUGAUUUACCCCCAUUCUUUUGCCGUAUCCCCUUUCUACCUUGGUAAACAGCAAAUAAACUUUUCCUGCUCAUUGACCAUAUCCCCCGACGAAUUCAAGAUAUUUCCGGCUGAAUUACCUGCUGAACACGGUUACCCCAUACAAGGCCACACCUCAGGAACCCGAACAUAUCAACUAAAGUGUGUCAAAUUAAACUCGGCCAUGGAAGAUUUGUCUGAUGCAAAAUGGACAACAAUGGACUGCUCUUGGCCUGAUGCGAUAUAUAUCCAUGUCAACGACACAGAACAUUUUGUUUGUCGCAAGUUUCACAACGGCAGGGAUUUGCCCCUCCACAUCACAUCGUCUCUGAGGCAAGGUGACAACAAAAUCACAUUAACAUGUUUACGAAAAGCAGAUGAACGCAACCAGGAGUUUUAUGCUGUAGCCAUUGAGACACUCGAAUCAAUGGAUUGUGCUACUGUGCGGAAAUCCAUUAAAUCUCUAUCAAAGACUACUUCUAUCGAUCGAAUUAUCAAAACAAUUGAAAACCCAGUGGGCGUCGACGACGAAAUUGCGAUUCUUGGUGACUACAUUGCUAUAAAUUUAAUUGAUCCGUUCAUGGCGCGUAUUUUCGACAUUCCAACUCGAGGGAAAUUUUGUUCCCACUGGGAAUGCUUUGACCUGGAUACCUUCCUCAGCACUCGUAUGACAGUGAUAUCAAAUGGACACGGAAUGGUGGAGAAUUGGAAAUGCCCAAUAUGUCGGAAAGAUGCACGGCCAUCAUCAUUGGUCAUUGAUGAAUUCCUACUUGACAUACGCGCACAAUUAGCUCGUCAAAACAAGUUAAAUGAAGUAAGGGCCAUUUUGGUGCUGAAAGAUGGCAGUUGGAUUCCAAAGAUUGAGCAGGCUGCAACAACAAAUCAGCAAGGCAAGGUGCUGCAAGCAGAAGAAAUCAGAAAAUGUGAGGUUCAAAGUCCCAAGGUUCCCCAAACAUCAACAAAAGGCGUCGCACAAGAAGUUAUUGAAAUUGACUAA
Messenger RNA from Uncinocarpus reesii 1704, 2148 nucleotides. RefSeq lists its product as uncharacterized. Gene Ontology annotation, biological process: protein sumoylation. The record is from RefSeq and is a predicted model, not a curated record. The coding region runs from base 1 to 2148 and encodes 715 amino acids. Lineage: Eukaryota; Fungi; Ascomycota; Eurotiomycetes; Onygenales; Onygenaceae. Gene Ontology annotation, molecular function: zinc ion binding; SUMO ligase activity. The transcript is spliced from 2 exons.